Molecule: messenger RNA, 616 nt
Organism: Perognathus longimembris pacificus (Pacific pocket mouse)
Lineage: Eukaryota; Metazoa; Chordata; Mammalia; Rodentia; Heteromyidae
Gene: Pnoc
Product: prepronociceptin
Exons: 3
Coding region: 1-585 (194 amino acids)
Biological process (GO): sensory perception; chemical synaptic transmission; neuropeptide signaling pathway
Cellular component (GO): plasma membrane; dendrite; neuronal cell body
Molecular function (GO): opioid receptor binding
Source: RefSeq, a predicted model, not a curated record
AUGAGAAUCCUGCUCUGUGGCCUCCUGCUGCUCAGCCUGAUCUCCAGCGCGGGCAGCAGCUGCCCCAGAGACUGCCUCACCUGCCGGGAGAAGCUCCGGCCAGCCCUGGACAGCUUCAACCUGGAGGCGUGCAUCCUCGAGUGUGAAGACAAGGCCUUCCCCGGCCCGCCGUGGACGCCCUGCACCAGGGCCAUGCCCGGGGGCUCCGGGCAGCUCGGCCCCGCCCCGCCCCAGCCCGGGGCCUCGGAGCUGCGGCACCUGAAGCGAAUGCCCCGUGUCAGGCGCCUGUUCGAGGCCCGGGGCGGCGGCGCGGAGCCCGGCUCCCAGGAGGACGGCGAGGGGGAGCAGAAGCAGCUGCAGAAGAGGUUCGGGGGCUUCACCGGGGCUCGGAAGUCCGCCCGGAAGCUGGCCAACCAGAAGCGGUUCAGUGAGUUUAUGAGGCAGUACCUGGUCCUGAGCCUGCAGUCCAGCCAGCGCCGGCGCACCCUGCACCAGAAUGGCAUCCGGGUGAUCCCCAAAAGAGCAUGUGUCCAGCCCCAAAGCUGCCGACUGGGCGUGAGGAUUCUUCCUCCCCUGAGGCACUGAGCGCCCGCAGCCCGUCUCCAGUGUUGUCACC